AUGGAAGACGUGUUACCAGAAAGUGUCAUGUUGGACGUUUUAUCCAGACUUCCAGUCAAAGCAAUCGUCCGCUUCAAGUGCGUGUGCAGAAAGUGGCGUGAUCUUGUUUCCGAUCCUUACUUUGUUCGUCUUCAUCUCUCCAGAUCGCAUGAAGCCCUGAUGAUUUAUAAAUGCUGCAUUGGUACGCAAGGAAGUUUAGAGUGGGUUGAGAUGAUGGAACACGAAGAUAAGUACCACCUCCACCCUGUGAAGAGCCUAAUUUGUGUUAGAGGUCCUCCUUUUAGUUUCGCGGGUUCCGUCAAUGGUUUGAUCUGCUGUUAUCGUCCAUAUGAUUCAGUUUACAUAUUAAAUCCUGUUUUGAAAGAAUAUAUGAUCCUUCCUAAACUACAAUUGGAGAAUGAGAUGUGUAGUUAUGGUUUCGGUGUUUCAACAGUAGGGGAAUACAAAGUGAUACUUUGCAACCCGACAGUAAGCUUUGUCCAAAAUAAGGUUUACGGGACUGAUCAUACUUUAGUUCACACUAUUGGCACUAACCAAUGGAGAGUUUUGGGACAAACUCCUAACCACACAAACUCAAUACAGAUAGGCCCUGGUGUAUUUCUAAAUAGUCAUGUGUAUUGGCUUGGUUAUGGCCAAGUUUACGAUUUUGAUUUGAAUACCGAGACAUUUGAGUUAUUUCCAUCUCCUAGUGGACGUUACCGAAAAUCCAAGUUAGGAGUCCUGAAAGGUAAGUUAAGUUUAAUCUUAUUGGGUUCCUUAGGAUUAGAGGUUUGGGUGAUGAAUGGGAAAUCUUGGUAUAAAGAGAGAACUAUCCAACAAAACAUAAGAACUAUUCUUAGAUCGUAUCCCGUGUGUCUCAUAGAUGGUUUAAAAGAUACUGGUAUUUUGAUAGUCCAUGAUGAAGCAACAAAAAAGCUUCUGGCCUAUUGUCUUAACACGAAUGCUACUCUACACCUAAAUUGUCGGGCCGACUUCUUUACCAUAAUGACUUAUCGUCCUAGCUUUGUUAAACUCCACAGCUUUCAGAGAGUUGAUUUCCGGUACGACAAGGUAACGAAACAGCAUUAUUAUUUCUUUUGA
Messenger RNA from Helianthus annuus (common sunflower), 1080 nucleotides. Its product is annotated as putative F-box protein At4g38870. Gene Ontology annotation, molecular function: protein binding. The record is from RefSeq and is a predicted model, not a curated record. Bases 1 to 1080 code for a protein of 359 amino acids. Lineage: Eukaryota; Viridiplantae; Streptophyta; Magnoliopsida; Asterales; Asteraceae. The transcript has a single exon.